Phaethon lepturus (White-tailed tropicbird) is the source of this 1282-nucleotide messenger RNA. Its product is annotated as solute carrier family 22 member 2-like. The annotation marks the transcript as partial. Gene Ontology annotation, biological process: transmembrane transport. The record is from RefSeq and is a predicted model, not a curated record. Lineage: Eukaryota; Metazoa; Chordata; Aves; Phaethontiformes; Phaethontidae. Gene Ontology annotation, cellular component: membrane. The transcript has 7 exons.
AUGCCAACCCUGGAUGAUAUUUUAGAGCAGAUCGGAGAAUUUGACUUCUUUCAGAAACAAGCCCUCUUUGUCUUAUGCCUGUUUUCUGCUACCUUCGCUCCCAUUUACGUGGGGAUUUUUUUCCUGGGAUUCACCCCCGAGCAUCGCUGCUUCAGUCCCGGGGUGGCUGAGCUGAGCCAGCGCUGUGGCUGGAGCCUGGAGGAGCAGCUGAAUCACACAGUUCCCGAGUGGGGUGGCCAUGGCCAUGGGGCCAGUUUCAGCAGCCGCUGCAGGAGGUACGAGGUGGACUGGAACACGACGGGCGUCAGCUGCACCGACCCCCUUGGCAGCCUCGUGGGCAACCAGAGCACCAUCCCCCUCGGUCCCUGCCAGGAUGGCUGGAUCUAUGACUCCCCAGGAACCUCUCUUGUGACUGAGUUUAACCUGGUGUGUGAGGACUCCUGGAAGCUGGACCUCUUCCAGUCAUGUGUGAACGUUGGGUUUUUUAUUGGCUCCAUGAGCAUUGGCUACAUAGCAGACAGGUUUGGCCGCAAACUCUGCCUCCUGGUCACAGUCCUCAUCAAUGCGGUCUCAGGGGUUCUCAUGGCCUUUGCACCGAGCUACAGCUGGACAGUGGUCUUCCGCCUGAUACAGGGACUGGUCAGCAAGGGAGGCUGGCUGACAGGCUACGUCCUCAUUGCAGAAUUUGUUGGCUCAAACUACCGGAGGGCAGCGUGCAUCAUUUACCAGACCGCCUUCACUCUGGGACUCCUCAUCCUCACCGCCCUGGCUUACGCGCUUCCGCACUGGAGGUGGCUCCAGCUCACGGUCACACUGCCCAGCGUCUUAUUCCUGCUCUACUACUGGUGUCUGCCUGAGUCUCCCAGGUGGCUCAUAGCUCAAAAGCAAAAUGACAAAGCUAUGGAAGUUAUUAAGCACAUCGCCAAGGGAAAUAAGAAGAAGCUACCUCUCUCUUUCCAGAAUCUCAACUCUGAAGAGGAAGAUGGAGAAAAGCUGAAACCUUCAUUUCUAGACCUGGUCAGGACACCUCAGAUCAGAAAACACACGUUCAUUUUGAUGUACAGUUGGUUCACGAGCUCCGUCCUCUACCAGGGCCUCAUCAUCCACAUGGGAAUAGCGGCUGGGAACAUGUAUCUGGACUUCCUCUAUUCUGCUCUCGUCGAGUUCCCAGCCGCCUUCAUCCUCAUGCUAACACUGGAUCGCAUCGGCCGUCGCUACCCCUGGGCUGCGGCAAACGUGAUGGCAGGUGGUGCUUGCCUCGUUACAGCAUUAGCCCCAGACA